Messenger RNA from Saccharomyces mikatae IFO 1815, 1407 nucleotides. It is a transcript of the gene BRL1, whose product is annotated as Brl1p. The record is from RefSeq and is a predicted model, not a curated record. NCBI's taxonomy places the organism in Eukaryota, Fungi, Ascomycota, Saccharomycetes, Saccharomycetales, Saccharomycetaceae. The coding region runs from base 1 to 1407 and encodes 468 amino acids. Gene Ontology annotation, cellular component: nuclear envelope; nuclear membrane. Gene Ontology annotation, biological process: lipid homeostasis; nuclear envelope organization. The transcript has a single exon.
AUGGAGAGUUUUGAAAAUUUGAGUAUAGGAGACAGUUUCACUAGUGGAAUGGAACAAGUUGAUGAUGAACUAGUAGGUCUUUCUGACCUAAGUAUAUCAAAGAAUGGACCAACUCUGUCCCCACAACUUAUUAACCGAUUCAUGCCUCAUUUUCCCUCAAGUCCAUCACCACUGCGAAAUACAUUGGAUUUCGAUACUAUUAAAGGUGACGAGGAAGAAGAUGACCUAAUGGAGAUAGAUGAAGUUGAUGAUGCAGGUUUUCAAGAUGAAUACAAUCAGAAACCUAUCGAAAGUCCUGUUAAUGCAAUCGAGAAAGCUAUAGUGGAAGAGAUCGAGGCCACUCCGGAGGACCCACCAAAACAAGAAAAAAUUGAAAGUCAAGCCCAAGAUGUGAAAGCUGUCGAAAAUAUUGUUUCACCUCACCAUUCAACUGUCAUAAAGGCAUUAUUGUCUCCAACUGAUUUAGGUGUGGCCGCAGCUACUAAGGUCGAAGGCGUUGUAACAUUGUCACCAUCAGCUACUCAAGGAAGCAAUAAAGUUUCCAAGAGCAACUCAGAAGGUGGGGACAUAAUCGAAAAUGAAGAGGUUGAAGAUGAAAUCAACUCAUCAAUUGGUUACAACAAGUCAAGCAAAUACACAAAUGCAUUCGAUUCCGAGAUAAUCAAAAGGGAACUAAGAUCACGAUCCAAAUAUCAACCUAUCCAAGUUUCUUUCAAUACACACAAUUACUUCUAUUCAGAUGAAGACGGUGUCAAAACUUAUUCUCUCACAAAACCAAAAGACAAUAAUAUAGAUGAUUUUUAUGACCAAAGCGAAGCUUUCAAAUUACCCAAACCAUGGUCACCUAAUUCACAUCCGGCAUCAAGAGCGUCAUAUGCCUUGACGUCAUAUUUACAGUUAUUUCUCAAUGCGAUCACUUCAGUAGUGAUUUUUAGCUUUAUACUCUCAUUUAUCAUAGCGCUUCAAAAGGACUUGAAAUCCACAUGGGAACAAAGAAAACAUGAACUGCAUUACGAAUCCAAAAUCUGCCAAGAGCAGUACAUCACAAACCGUUGUAACCAAACGCCGGGCUUGCCGGCUCUGGAUGAACAGUGUGCUAUAUGGAAACGCUGUAUGGACAGAAACAACGAUAUCUUUUUCCGUGCAAGAUCUACAUUAAGUGCCAAGUUAUUCGGAGACAUUAUCAACUCAUUUAUAGAUCCAUUAAACUGGAAAACGUUAUUUGUCAUCUUUUCUGGUGUCGUAACUUGGUGUUUCAGUUCGAAUUUCUUACUAGGAUUCGUAAGAGCCAAGAGCUACUAUGGCGAUGGCAUUAAAAGAUAUCCAUUGCCACCCUCACCGAAAUCACCGACACCACAAUCGCCUGUAGCAGCUUCUAGAGAAGACUCACGAUUGCUCAAACAGUAG